This is a messenger RNA of Betta splendens (Siamese fighting fish), 2398 nucleotides long. RefSeq names its product calcium homeostasis modulator family member 6 (gene calhm6). Gene Ontology annotation, molecular function: monoatomic cation channel activity. The record is from RefSeq and is a predicted model, not a curated record. The transcript has 2 exons. The coding region runs from base 1342 to 2313 and encodes 323 amino acids. NCBI's taxonomy places the organism in Eukaryota, Metazoa, Chordata, Actinopteri, Anabantiformes, Osphronemidae.
GACACAUGUAUGAGGACUGUUCUGUGUCUACAUAAGCUAAUAUUGUGCCAUUGCUUCGUGUUGCGUCACUGCCUUUGUUCCUAGUUUAACACGACCGCGUGCUUAAGUCUUGUGCUCGUGCCACGGCAGUGAUCGUGCCCUGUCUGGUGUCUUUUAAUCUCAUGUUCUGAACUCACGAUCUACUUUAAGUUGUGCCGUGCACCGUCUUUCUGGAUUAUUGCUUUGUUUUUGCCUUGGCAUUAUUAUUGACCCUUGUGGGCCAGACAACAUGGAAACCGCUCUGAGGCUACAUAUACACAUGUACGUUCUACUGUAGAAACCUUGGUGUUGUCUGUGAUCAAAGUCAUAUCAUAUCACACAGAAAUCUCUAAAACGUCCUACUUCUAAAUAACAUCACUAAACCAGGAGCCUCCUCUGUCAGUGUGAUGCUGGAACAUGACUCCAUCAUUAGUUUCCUCCAGGCUGGACGACUGUAACUGCCUAUUUACAGUUUGUCCAGUGACUCUUUUUAAAUGCUGCAGAGUCUGACUGUACUAAGGAACAGAGAUCACGUUUCUCCUACAUUACCUUCUCUACAAAGCUCCUAAUGAUCAGCCCCAUCUUGUCUUUGAGACCUCAUACACUGUAGCUCCUCAUGCUUCUCUCUGAAUGGUCUACUGGUGGUGUAGAGGUUCUACGUGUAGAAUGAAAAGCAAAGCCUUUAGCUACCAAGCUCCUCUGUGAAACCAGCUUCAGUUCAGCGUCUACUUUAGGAAACGUCCUUUUAGUCAGAGAUCCUUCAGGUAACUGUGAACCAUCUCUUAGUUCAGCUGCUGCUGCGUCCUUCAUGCACUGAGCUGCUCUAGUUUGUGUUUUAGAAAGAAUAGCACAGAAAUGAUGACAUUUGCUUCUUUUUUAUAAUGAAGUUUUACGCAAAACUAAGAUUGAGGAAAUGCCAGUUUCUCGUAUUAUUGGUUUAGAGCCUUUAGUGUUUGAGCUGCUUUCCUGUUUUUGAAAAGCCGCCCACUAUCAACGUAACAGUAACUUCCCUCUUGCUUCAAAACGAAAGCAUCAUUUUAACAACUUAGUAUUUGGCUACUGAGCUGCUGUCAUAAGAAGUUCUCACCAUGAAGCUCUAUCAUGUCAGCGCAGCAUGUCACAGAUUAACUUGUUUGGAUGCUCUGUGCAUCCAAACUCAACUUGUGAGGUUGCAGUGAAGGGAUGCAAACAUUCACAGAGUGUCUCCUACGUUCAUCUGGCAGCCUCUGUAAGUGUCCUUCUUAGUUUAGGGGGAGGGGUGAUAAUGGGCACACAUGAAACCUGGAAGUGAAAGUUUGAAAAGAGUCUCUUUCACAGUCAGGGAUGGAGAAGUUUAACACAGCUCUGAACAUUGCCAAGAAGCAGCCGAACCUUGGUGUGGGCCUGGUUGCGUUGCUUACAGCAGGAGGGGAGCAGAUCUUUUCCUCGGUGGUGUUCAGGUGCCCCUGCAGCGAGCUGAACUUCCUGUAUGGCCUGGUGUUUCUGCUGGUGCCUGCUCUGGCUCUGUUGCUGCUGGGCUACAUUCUGAAUAAGAGGACGUGGAAACUGUUGACGGGGGUUUGCAGCCGCGGGGCCAAGUGCACAUGGAGAAAGCUGGUGGCCGCUGUCUUGGUGCUGCUCCAGAUCAGCUGUACUGCGCUGGUGGCUCCUAGCAGUUGGAUAGCUGUAGCCCUGCUGAGCGGUAACUACUAUGAGUGUGCAAUGACGGGGACCAACGUGAGUACUUUCAACAAGCAUCUGUGUGAGAAUAAGAUGCCCCAGUGUGAGAAGCAGCUGCUGAGCCUGCCCUGUGGGAGAGGCAGCCUCGUACCGCAGGCGGACAGGGAAGACAUUCUGCUCCUGCUGAGAGCUCAGUCACAGAUCCUGGGGUGGCUGCUCAUUGCCUCCAUCAUGUUGUCCAAUCUGCUGCUGACCUGUGUGGCUCGGUGCACGUCCCCAAUCAGUUACCUGCAGCUUAAGUUCUGGAAGGCAUACGUUCAGGAGGAGAGCGACCAGAUGGACUCAUACACCACUAAACAUGCCAAAGAUCUGGCAGAGAGAAACCUGUCAAGUUUCUUUAAGCAGAUGGCACCUGCCAACGUCACCACCCCUUCCAACAAGGACUGGGAGAAGAUCUCUGCCCUCUAUAAGUUUAGUACCAAAGACCAGUACUAUAGCACCUUACACCAGUAUGUGGAGCACCACCACAUGCCUGACGGUGGCCUGAUGAGGAUGGUCUCGGUCAAGUCAGUGGAAAGCAAUGACAACAACCCUGCUGUUCUUACCUUUGUGGACGAAGGCGCUGCCGCACUGUAACCAAUGUUAAAUUACCUCCCCAAAGGCCAAAUUUCAGCUUGUUUGAAUGUAGGUGAAAGUUUUUAAAUAAAUAUAUUAAACACAU